AGUCCGCAAAAAUAUCUACCUGCUACAUAGCUUCACGAACAUUCCAGGAGCAAUAAUAGUCACCACUCGCUUUCCCGAAUCACAUUCCAAAAGCGUCUCUCGCUUCGGAGAUAUUUUUAAACCUUCUCCCGCAAUCACUUCCCAACCAAACAAGCCACUUUCUUCCGUUCGAGUAAAUUUGGAAAGAAAAUCUGUUGAGUUUGAAAUUGGAUCAAUAAUAAUGGAGAGUGGUGAGAGAGAAUGUUACUAUAGAAUUCUUGGUGUGAGUUCUGAUUCUUCGUUUCAAGAGAUAAAGCGUGCUUACAGGAAGCUUGCUAUGCAAUGGCAUCCAGAUAGGUGGACAAAAAAUCCUUCUUUGCUAGGGGAAGCCAAGCGCAAGUUCCAACAAAUUCAAGAAGCUUAUUCAGUAUUGUCUGAUCAAAAGAAAAGAACGAUGUACGAUGCUGGGUUGUAUGAUCCUGAGGAGGAAGAGGAUGAGGGAUUUUUUGAAUUUGUGGAAGAAAUGGUGUCCCUUAUGGCCCAAGUGAGACAAGAGGAGAAGGAGUGUGGGCUUGAAGAUUUGCAGUCCAUGUUCAUGGAAAUGCUUGAAGGAUUCAAGUCUCCUACCAUGUAUUGCUCCAUGCCUUCUUCGUCGAUGUUCGAGUUUGAUGAAUCCCCGUGCGCGAAAAAGGAAGCUAAAAGGAUGCGUUUGGAUACAAGCAUGAUGGAUAAAACAGGGUCACAUUUUCAAGCACCAGCUAGCCUUAACUUUGUAUAAAUCAGGGGAUGUUGCAAUUAGUUCUUAUUUGUUGAAUUGUAGGUGUUGUUUCUCUUUUUUCUGAUUGUAAAUGACACCUUCUCCCUUAGGUAGAGGGGAAGAGGAAACUGUUAUGGACUUGGUUAGAAUUAUGAUUACCCGGAUAAAGGGAUUCAGUGAUUUUUGUUUGUUCCUUUUGGGGUGAUCUAGUGAUGAGGAUGUCCAUUGACCUUGAAUUGAGAAAAGGGAUCUUUGUUCCUUUACAAUUUUGUAAGCUUAUGCUAUACUGUGAUAGAAAAUUUUGUUUCAAA
This is a messenger RNA of Arachis duranensis, 1047 nucleotides long. RefSeq lists its product as uncharacterized. The coding region runs from base 221 to 757 and encodes 178 amino acids. The transcript has 5 exons. The record is from RefSeq and is a predicted model, not a curated record. NCBI's taxonomy places the organism in Eukaryota, Viridiplantae, Streptophyta, Magnoliopsida, Fabales, Fabaceae.